AUGUGUAGAUUUGCGUGGACACGAGUUUACGGUCCCGGAGUCUACGAGUCCAACAAGCCCGUGCUUGGCGAUAUACUGAAGUUUGGACGGGCAGUCAAGCCCCAGUACAAGGAUGGAGAGAGUGCUAAUGCUGCGUCGUCCUGGGAGGGCCUCUUCAGCCACUAUGCAAAACCCAUCAUCGAGAGCACCCUCGGACCAGGCCGGCUUGAAAGGCUGCCGACGGAGAUCCAGAUCAUAAUCUCGGAUUUUGUCAGCCCAUGCUGGUACUUGACGGUGCUUGGUGAGACCCGCCGGCUGGUAGAAUUGACACGCAGCUCUUCUCACAGCGGUCAGCGUGAAAGUCUCAGCCUGACGGGGGAUAUCUACCUGUCCAGAAUAAGCUAUCAAGGCAUCUCCUACAUUAGCAGGAUCAGCCACAUGCCACUGGAACCACAGCCACUGGAACCACAGCCGCUGGAACCACAGCCGCCCGACAGCUCUGAUCAUCAGCACCUGAAGCUGCCCGCCCACGCAAGGAACCUUAUCUUAUCAAAAGAUCACAUUGGCCUGCGCAACAUACAGUUUGUGGAUGAAAAUUCCCGCCCGUCAGCAGACAAGUCGCCAUGGUACGAAGUGAUCAAGCUGCUCCCAGACCCCUGCAAUGAGUUGCAUGUUGUCUCCAAUGUAAGCUCUUUUCGUCCCAGCACGUUUGUCUACGGCCGGCUAACGUCUGACCAGGGGCUCUUCGUCAGAGAACUCGUGCCCUCCCUGGGCGAGGCAUACGACAUAUCCAGAACCUGGAGCUCCCCGACCCCGCCAGAAUAUCGGCCGUGGAACACCGUUGGGGUUCCGGCCGGUCACUAUCUGGACUACGUGAAGCUUGACGACGAGAGGGUCCAGGGACUCGUCGUCUGUUGCUCCGACUCCACCAACCUGGGGUUUUACGGCUACUCUGGCAUGUCGAAGUCGUUCAGGAAGUUCGUUGCCCUGAUGAGUCGGAAGCAGUUUUCCAAGUUCUGGCUCUUUUUCCCGAUUAAUCGCGGCGAAUCGAUCCAGGCGGCGUGGAUCCAAUCGCUGAAAGAUUGCGCAGCUUACUUUUCACACCACAGACUGGUCGUUCAAACUACUCUUGGAAGAACCGCUACGUUCGGCCCCCAUCUUCUCGCCGAUCUGCGAGAGCAAUACAAAUUCAACUCUCUGCUGAAAGAGGACGACGGGGUCAUAUCCGGACUCUUCCACGACGGCUUAGAUCCGGGACGCGCAGAGGUGUCGGAGUUUGGAGUAACAUGCACCGAAAACAACGGCACCCGGGCCAAACCCGUCUACCCGCCCUUCGACACGCAGCUCGAGCUCCCCAUGUCGUACGAGGGCAUCCGGGCUCUGAACUGGUUCAUGACCAAGGCUCCUCUGCACGGGCUGGUGAGGGUUCGAGCCUGUCGGGACCAGACGCAGAUGCAUGCCCCGUACAUCGGCGUGCUGCUGUACUACGACGACUGCCGGGUUGAGUCGGCCGGACAGUUUCGUUGGGACAUGGAUGUCUCGCUCGAAGUCUCUGUGCCCGUCUGUAUCAGACAGAGCGAUGUCAACGGCAAGGGCUACGUCAAGGACAUCAGGAACCGCGCGGAGUGCGAUAUGGCUGGUGAUGGCGACGGCGAGUGGCUGGAGCUGCCGCGGUCGGGGCUUAUCGCCUGGUGGUUUGGUACGUUGGGUAAUGUUUUAUGUAUACACUAG
Microsporum canis CBS 113480 is the source of this 1710-nucleotide messenger RNA. RefSeq lists its product as hypothetical. Bases 1 to 1710 code for a protein of 569 amino acids. Lineage: Eukaryota; Fungi; Ascomycota; Eurotiomycetes; Onygenales; Arthrodermataceae. The transcript has 3 exons. The record is from RefSeq and is a predicted model, not a curated record.